This is a messenger RNA of Kluyveromyces marxianus DMKU3-1042, 678 nucleotides long. RefSeq names its product Mnd1p (gene MND1). NCBI's taxonomy places the organism in Eukaryota, Fungi, Ascomycota, Saccharomycetes, Saccharomycetales, Saccharomycetaceae. The transcript has a single exon. The coding region runs from base 1 to 678 and encodes 225 amino acids. Gene Ontology annotation, biological process: reciprocal meiotic recombination. Gene Ontology annotation, molecular function: double-stranded DNA binding. The record is from RefSeq and is a predicted model, not a curated record.
AUGGCACCAGGCAGAAAUACCGUCUCUUUAGCCGAGAAGAAGGCUCGUAUUCUAAGCUUUUUCCAAGAGGAACAUACUGUUUACAAUAUGAAAGAGCUAGAGAAGUUGAUCCCCAAGAAAUGUGGCAUUUCUUCAAUGCUAGUGAAAGAAUUAGUGCAGAAAAUGAUCGAUGAGGAUGGGAUCAUCAGCGUUGAAAAGUGCGGAAAUAUAAAUGUGUAUUGGUCUUUCAAGAACCAAACACAGAAUAAGUUCAACAACGAUGCUAUUAAGGCUGAAAAGAGGAUCCAAGAGGAAAAGGAAAAGAUCGAAAGUUGCAUAGAAACGUACACAAAAGAAACUGAGAGUUCCAGGAGUAACACAAUGAAGAAUAGAAAAGGAUGGAAGAGGAGCGAACAACUUUUGAAACUAAAGGAAUUACAAAGAAUGGUGCGUGAACUAAACACUAAGAAUGAAGAGCUAUCCAAGAACAAUUGGACUCCACAACGCCUUAAGGAGCAGAAAAAUGAACUUUUCAAGAAAUUGGGAUGUGCUCUAGUAACUGUUGAUAAUAUUGAAUGUGUUGUUGGCUACAUUAAAUCUACGUAUCAAAUACAAAUAACCGAUCUACAAGCAGAAUUAGAGUUACCGCCCGAAUUCAACCAGUUUGAAGACUUGAUCGAGAAAUUAGGAAAGGCCUAA